GCAAAUGUGAAAAACAAUAGCGCUCACGUCCCUGUGUAGUUCACUCCAUGCACACGCUAAAGCGCAAAUUUAGGAUACGGCCAUCCUGGUGACGUCACUCGGUGUCGCCGGAAGAAGCUUUCCGAAGUGCUGGCCGAGCUCUCAGCUUCAUUACCUUACAGUCCUGCAUAAGCCGAGUACAGGAUGGUGAAUACAGGGACGUCGCUGGUGUUGUCCAGUCUGCUGUCUGUGCUGGUCUUCGCUGGUAUGCAGAUGUUCAGCAAGCAGCUGGCCUCCUCCGAGUGGCUUACCAUCUUGGGAGGUUUUCUGGGCUCCAUGCUCUUCAUCUGCUCGCUUACUGCCUUCAACAAUCUGGAGAAUCUUGUCUUCGGUAAAGGUUUCCAGGCGAAGAUCUUUCCAGAGAUUUUUCUGUGCCUGUGUCUGUCCCUUUUUGCGUCUGGUCUGGUUCAUCGCGUGUGCGUCACCACAUGCUUGAUAUUCUCGCUCUUUGCGCUGUACUACAUCAACAAAGUGUCGACGGCUCUGUACCAGGUGGCUGCUCCCGUAGCAACUCCCGCAAAAUCUACCGGCAAGGGCAAAAGGAAGAAUUGAAUGACCGAAUCUGCGUCAUCGUCCCAACAGCAGCAACACCGAGUACUUCUCAUAUUGCAGUAAUGUUUUGUGAAAAUUUGGCCCAUUCUAGAACCAUUCCAUUCCAUUCCAGCAAACUGUAGACACAAUCCCCAAUCAGGAGUCCAACAGAGUUAAAUACACAAGUUGUUCAUGUACAUAUUUGUCUUUUUACACAAAUACACAAAUAUUGCGUUACAUUUUUUUCACACACUGCAGUUAACUGCACUGAUUCCUGAUCAAAUCUCUCAUGUUUUGUGUCCAGUCGUAGCUGUGUAAAUCAGUAUAUAAGUAUUUUUCUUAAAGGAUUUGCUAUUAAAAACACUUAAAAUCCUUAAA
This is a messenger RNA of Silurus meridionalis, 948 nucleotides long. RefSeq names its product keratinocyte associated protein 2 (gene krtcap2). NCBI's taxonomy places the organism in Eukaryota, Metazoa, Chordata, Actinopteri, Siluriformes, Siluridae. The transcript has 5 exons. Bases 184 to 591 code for a protein of 135 amino acids. The record is from RefSeq and is a predicted model, not a curated record.